AGGUUCGCACGAGUAGCCUUUUAACAUAAACCUUCGCCGCCUUUUUUCCGUUUAGGCUGAUUUUGAAGCACAUAGGGUUUCUGGUUUGUCCGCAAUUGGGACUCCAAUAAACCCUUAAAUUUUAUUGCUUGAGAUUCCUUUGUACCAUAACAUCGUAGGGCUUGUUCGUAAUCCAUCAAUGGGAUCGGUGAAGAGGAAGUCGUUAGAAGAAGGCCCUUCAGCUUCUACACCUCCGCCGCACAAACAACAGAAAGACAGCAAGAACAAUGAUAACAGAUUAAUGGGAACAAACAAUGAGGCGGAGGCCGGGGUGGCGUGUGUUCAUGAUUGUUCAUACCCGGAGAACUACGUUGCUGCUCCUCGGCGGUCAAAUACCGAGGAAGACUCAAAGCCCGCUAAGGAAUUUCCUUUUACACUCGACCCUUUUCAGGCGGAGGCAAUUAAUUGUCUGAAUGCCGGAGAAUCCGUUAUGGUAUCAGCACAUACAUCAGCAGGGAAAACUGUUGUGGCAUCAUAUGCUAUUGCAAUGUCACUGAAGAAUAAGCAACGAGUAAUAUACACUUCUCCUAUAAAGGCACUGAGUAACCAAAAGUACAGAGAGUUCAAAGAAGAGUUUUCUGAUGUGGGUUUAAUGACUGGAGAUGUUACUAUUGAACCCAAUGCUUCUUGCUUGGUGAUGACCACAGAAAUCUGGCGUAGUAUGCAGUACAAAGGAUCAGAACUCACAAGGGAGGUGGCAUGGAUCAUUUUUGAUGAGGUUCAUCAGCAACCAUGUCAUAUUGUUUAUACAGAUUAUAGGCCAACACCUCUUCAACAUUACCUUUUUCCUACUGGUGGUGAUGGUUUGUAUUUAGUGGUGGAUGAAAAGGGAAAGUUUCGUGAAGAUAGUUUCCAAAAAGCUUUAAAUGCUCUUGUUCCUGCCAAUGAUGGUGACAAGAAGAAAGAUUAUGGGAAGAAGCAGAAAGGACUGGUUAAUGGUAGAGGUGGUGAAGAUAGUGAUAUAUUUAAAAUGGUGAAGAUGAUUAUUCAACGCCAAUAUGAUCCUGUUAUAAUCUUUAGUUUCAGCAAAAGGGAAUGUGAAUUUCUUGCAAUGCAGAUGGCUAAAAUGGACUUGAAUGAGGAUGAUGAGAAAGUGAACAUUGAGACCAUCUUUUGGAGUGCUAUGGACAUGCUAUCAGAUGAUGACAAAAAGCUACCCCAGGUGUCAAAUAUGCUUCCCCUCUUGAAGCGUGGGAUUGGUGUGCAUCAUUCUGGCUUACUCCCCAUACUGAAGGAAGUCAUUGAAAUACUAUUUCAAGAAGGUCUAAUUAAGUGUUUGUUUGCCACAGAGACAUUCAGCAUAGGUCUCAACAUGCCUGCAAAAACAGUUGUCUUCUCAAAUGUUCGGAAGUUUGAUGGAGAUAAAUUCAGAUGGCUAUCAAGUGGUGAAUACAUACAGAUGAGUGGUCGUGCAGGGCGUAGAGGAAUAGAUGAUCGUGGUGUCUGCAUUCUUAUGCUUGAUGAAAAAUUAGAACCUUCAACUGCUAAAAUGAUGGUUAAAGGAAGUGCUGAUUGUUUAAACAGUGCUUUUCAUUUAAGCUACAAUAUGCUUUUGAAUCAACUGAGAUGUGAAGAUGGUAAUCCAGAAAAUUUGCUUAGGAAUUCAUUCUAUCAGUUCCAAGCUGAUCGAGCCAUCCCUGAUCUUGAGAGACAAAUGAAGCUUUUACAGGAGGAAAGGGACUCGAUUCACAUUGAAGAGGAGGAUAGCUUAGAAAAUUAUUACUCUCUGCUACAGCAGUAUAGAAGCUUAAAGAAUGAUGUUCGUGAUAUUGUCUUUUCUCCUAGAUAUUGUUUGCCAUUUUUGCAGCCUGGCAGGCUUGUUUGUGUUCGUUGUGGGAAUAAUGACGAAAAUGCCCUUCCUUUGUCAACCGAGGAUAAUGUAACAUGGGGUGUAAUUGUCAACUUUCAAAGAGUUAAGGGUCUUUCAGAAGAUGAUGCAAAUAAAAGCCCUGAAGAUGCAAACUAUUCAGUGGAUAUACUUACAAGAUGUGCAGUUUCUAAGGAUGAACUUUCAAAGAAAACAAUCAAGAUUGUUCCAUUAAAAUCCCCCGGGGAACCUGUUGUUGUUUCUGUUCUUGUUUCUCAGAUAGAUAACUUGAGCAGUGUUCGUCUUAUAAUAGCUAAGGAUCUUUUGCCAUUAGAAAAUCGGGAAAACACCUUGAAAAAGGUAUCCGAAGUUCUCUCCAGAUUUUCCAAACAAGGAAUGCCACUCUUGGACCCUGAAGAAGACAUGAAGGUCCAAAGUGGGUCAUAUAGGAAGGCUGUUCGCAGGAUUGAGGCUUUAGAAAACCUGUUUGAUAAACAUGAAGUUUCAAAGUCUCCACUUAUUGAGCAAAAACUCAAAGUGUUGCACAAAAAGAAAGAAAUUACUGCUCAAAUUAAAACAAUCAAGAAGUCAAUGCGUUCUUCAUCUGCACUUGCCUUCAAAGAUGAGCUCAAAGCAAGGAAAAGGGUUCUUCGGAGACUUGGAUAUGUGACUAGGGAGGAUGUUGUGGAGUUGAAGGGGAAAGUUGCUUGUGAGAUUAGCAGUGCUGAUGAACUGGUGUUAACAGAGCUUAUGUUUAAUGGGGUUUUCAAAGACAUAAAGAUAGAGGAAAUGGUGUCUCUUUUAUCAUGUUUUGUGUGGCAAGAGAAGCUUCAGGAUGCUCAAAAGCCCAGGGAAGAACUGGACAUGCUUUUCACACAGUUGCAAGAUACUGCACGCAGAGUUGCAAAAGUGCAGCUAGAGUGCAAGGUUGAAAUUGAUGUGGAGAGUUUUGUAAAUUCAUUCCGGCCUGAUAUCAUGGAGGCUGUUUAUUCAUGGGCAAAAGGGUCAAAGUUCUACGAGAUCAUGGAAAUCACACAGGUGUUUGAAGGGAGCUUGAUCAGAGGGAUCAGGAGACUGGAAGAAAUACUUCAGCAGUUGAUACUUGCAGCAAAAUCCAUUGGGGAAGUUGAACUUGAAGCCAAGUUUGAGGAUGCAGUUUCACAGAUCAAGAGGGAUAUUGUGUUUGCAGCUUCUCUAUACUUGUAGAUGACAAACAUAUGGGUUAAAAUUGUCACAGAAUUUAAUGGCAUUCUUUUUCUUGUAAGGUAAUAUUUUUUUCAAGUCCCCAUACCAUAUACGAAUACGAUACCUAGAGGGCGAGUAGACUGUAAUGAUACAGACAUUCUCUAAUGUAUUAUUACUAUUCAUUGGUCUACUGUUUUCUUUGCGUUUUUUGUAUUAAUGUUACUGAUUGGGGAUAGUUAACCCAUGAGCUCAAUUGAUACACCAAAAG
Lactuca saligna is the source of this 3299-nucleotide messenger RNA. NCBI's taxonomy places the organism in Eukaryota, Viridiplantae, Streptophyta, Magnoliopsida, Asterales, Asteraceae. The record is from the annotation of a GenBank genome assembly.